UUGUGUGAGUGCGUGCGUGCGUGUGUGAGGGUCGGGUAUAGCCCUGAAGAUCAUUCGGGUCUUCUCUUGUGACUCUACCGAGAGCGCGUUGAUGGUAUAGGGGGGUGGAGGGUUUUGUUAGUGACAAAUACGCGCUUGGGAUUCGUGAAACGUGGCAGAAAUGACUUUCGGGGAAAGGAUUUCUCGUCGACCGAUGAUUGUGCAGUGAAUCUUGCACGAGAGCAAGCGUCGGAUACCAAUAUUGAUUCGGGAAAUGACAACAAUGACAAUGGUGCAUCGGACAUCUUCAUCGAUGUAACAAAAUGGAAUUGGCAACACCUUGUUGAAGUGAAACUCCACCGCUGAAUUGGAAUUUGAGGAGGUGAAGGGCCGUCAGGGUGGUGACCGUGCAGCGUGGAGAUGGAGCGAAACGACUCUGCGGCGUAGCCCUCGCUUGUCCCCCACCCCUCCCCAGCAAACCAUCGGCAACGCACAAAGUCGCGCAAAUGGAGGUCGACACCGUGCAGCAAUCGAUGGAGCGUGCAAGGCGCUCUCGGCAACGCCCUUCCAAGUACCACCAGCCCAAGAACGUGUCCGAGGAGGAGGAGGACGAUGACGACCUGAAGCUGUGCUUAGCGUCGGACUACUACGGCGAAGAGCGUGACGGCGAACUCUUGACCCUCAACGGGGACCCAGUGGAGAGCGAUACGAACACUGCGUACAUGUCGGACGUCGACGGCUUCAAUUUGUCCGGAAUGAAGGAUGCUCUGGAUGUGCCCGACGGCUCGUCUGCGUCUCCGUGCAUGUCGGGGCCUUUGGAUAUGUACGAGAGAAUCCGGACUCGCAGGAGGGGUGAGAGAGCUAUGACAAUAAUUGUGGCACAUCCGGAGGCCUGUGAGGAUGUGCAUUUGGGCGAAUCAGAGGCAGAUCUGAAGGGUGGCCCCAGGCGCAAGUUAGCCAUGCGCCGCAGGCACACUGUGCCCAGCAAGGAAGUGUCCGAUGAAAAGGUGUCAUUGUCGGAACCUUCAGAAAUUCUGAGCACGGAAGCCACCGACCCUCUCCUGAAACAGCUCCCCAAGGCAUCAAGCAACACGGACAGCAUCGAACGCUCAGAAAACGCACACGGCUGGAAACAACGUGACCGAAGGGUGUCCAUGUACAACCAGAUGGCACAUUCGGUGAAACUCUACCAGGAGUACAACAUGAUAGCCCAGAGGAGGGACUGCAUGAAGCAAAUCCGAAUCUCCGUGGCCGUGGAGGGCUUCAAUUUGGAGGAGCACGCCAAGGCGGGGGUCACGGGAGAGAGACCGAGCAGUGGACGAGGAGACAUGGGCGGCAGCGGUGAAGAGGAAAGUAGCGGCAAGGCUGCCGUCGGCUGGAUGCCCGAGCGAUUGGACACGGAGGCUCCCUCGGAAGAGCCGUCACCCGACCCUGCACGCACCUACAGCCCGUUCUUCUCGCUGUGGCAGGAGUUGCCGGAAGUCCAGAGCAGCGGGGUGCUCGCCGCCAUCUCGGCGGCGGAGUGCAGCAGGCAGGAGGCAAUGUUCGAACUCGUGACGUCGGAAGCAUCCUACCUGCGGAGCCUGGAGGUUGCCCUCCACCACUUCCAAGACUCGUGCGAGCUGCAGAAAGUCGCGAGCCAGGCAGACAAGCACGCACUCUUCUCCAACCUGGCGGACGUGGCCUCGGCCAGCGAGAGGUUUUUGCACGAUCUGGAAACGCGAGUGGCAGAAAACAUACUCGUGCCGGACAUCUGCGACAUUGUGAGCGAGCACACGAAGAAAAACUUCCACGUUUACAUCCCCUACGUGACGAACCAGAGCUACCAGGAACAGACACUGCAGAAGCUACGGCGGACGAACGCCAAGUUCUCUCCAUUGCUGGAGCAUCUGCAGGAGGACCCCAUCUGCAACCGCCUCUCGCUCCAGUCAUUCCUCAUCCUGCCCUUUCAGCGCAUCGUGCGAAUCAAGAUACUUCUCGAGAAUAUCCUCAAGAAAACGGAACCACAUUCCCGAUAUGAAGAAACUGCUUCUGUGGCACUGAAAGCACUGGCAAGGUUGAUACAAGAGUGCAAUGAAAAUGCUCGGAAAAUGAAGAGGACGGAGGAGUUAAUCCACCUGCACAAUACCAUCGAGUUUGACAAAAUGAAGUCGCUGGCGCUCAUCUCCCCCACGCGCUGGCUGGUGAAGCACGGGGAGCUUUUGGAGCUGGCCGUGUCGCGCACGACGGGAAGCACGCUCAUGAACAGGCUCAUGACCAAGCGCAUCUAUCUGCACCUGUUCAACGACAUCCUCAUCCUGUCCCGGCGCAAGGACAGCGGAGGGAAGUUCACCGUGUUCUGCCAUGCAGACCGUACGAAGGUGGAGUUACAGUCCCUGGGUGCGGCCGAGAAUAACGUGGCCACGGACAACUCCUUCUACCUCCUCCUGGAUGACCACGACAGCCGGAAGUACCGCCUCCUCCUGCGCGCUGCCUCGCAGAGCGAGAAGGAGCGCUGGGUCGAGGCCAUCGCGCCACCGCAGCGCAAGGACGAGGCGGCCCUGGUCUACGAGGGGGAAGACUGCCCGCAGGUCUACUGUCUGAAAGCCUACGUCGCCCAGGAGCCCGACGAACUGAGCCUGGACAAGGGCGACAUCCUCAGCAUCACAAGGAAAACCUCCGAUGGUUGGAUGGAGGGAGUACGGCUCUCGGACGCGGAGAAGGGCGGCUGGUUCCCCACGGCGAAUGUGGCAGAGAUCACCAACGUACACGUCCGUACGCGCAACAUCCGCGACCGCCACCGCCUCCAGCUCGCCACGCAGAACCUGCAGCGCAAGCAUUCGUGAUGGCACGGAAACCUCCCAGCGCCAGCCAGUCGUCAUCGUCAUCGUCGUUAUUGCGAGAAUUCGGCCGUUCUCCACCCCAUGAGCCGACACGGGCCACGGCAUUGAUACCAUGCAGGAGAAAUGAAGACAUUUUAAUGUGUGCAGGGAAUGUCAGCGCCAAGUUGCGGUGAUAAAGUAGACUUAAUAUGCGACGUGAAACAAAUGUCUUGCAGUACUAACUCGGCACUGGCUCGAGGAGUGGACGUGUUCCCUCUGUAUUGUGGGAAUUAGUAACCCGAGUCAUGUUUUGGGGGACUGGCAGGUGGAAAGGGAGGACACGGGCACCAUUUGCUUGGGGCCGCCAUAAUAAAAUGGCUAAGAACCAAUGACUUCAUAUUGAUAGCCUCCUAUGGAGUACAUCUCAAGGCACUCUGUGGUCGUCUAGCCAAGGAGGACCCCUGGUGGCAGCUGUCUCUACAGCACAAGGUGAAUGCGGCAUUGGAAAGCAAGUGGGCAUUACUCUGCCAGUUGCUACAAUGAAGUAAUUUGCAUGGCAUUUAUCAAAUUUGCCAAAUUUCAACCAUAUGCCAGAACAAUGGCCUGCACUUUUAAAGUGAGUUCAGUACAGCAGUAGCACCUACAUUCCCAGAAUGCGGUGGAAGGCUGGGAUGCAAGAAGACUGAAUGAAGGACCCACCAUGUUGUCCAGGGCUUAACUUCAGCAAGGGCUGUCUAGGUUGAUGACCCACAAAAUAUUUCCACAUCAGGCACAUAAAGUAUACCACUCACUGUGGUUACUCGUCAUGUGGAAACUGCUCCAGUCUGCUAGUUAAUUGGAAGACAUUCAGUUGCAAUGGGGCCCUGGUGUUUCCCAAGACCAGGUUUAAAAUCCAUGGUGUACACAUGUGAGGCCAGACUUGUGUCCUGGUUUCAGUAGGACCGGCAUUGACCCAUGAAAUGAGGACAUACAACGGGACUUGUGGCUUCAUCUGAGCCAGUCAGAGAUAAUGGAUGGAUUUUGUGUGACUGCCCCUGUGGAUUUUAGUGGAUCACACGUAGUGACCACAGGCAGGCAGAAUGACUGGUUUGAAAGUGUUUUACGUUUUGGUUAAUUUUUGUUACAUAUAAAAUGACUGUAAAUAUGAUAUCCUUGAGAAGUACGCUAAAGUAAGUGGGUUACUUUAUAAAAUCCCUGCCAGGAUGUACGUUCACAUUGCUUGGUAAUUGCCAAUUUUUCAACAUCUGUCACGUGACAAACAAUCUUACAGCACAGUUCAUGGGAAAGUGCACCCUCUAGUGGUUAUGGAUUUUUAUUAAAAAAAAAGCCACUUGAAUGUUUCAUUUGCCUUACAAGAUGUCUCCAACACGAAGGGUUGCACUGCUCUGCUAAGUAUUCUGAAUGGAUUAUUCAUCUCAGCAUGAUGCCAAUAGGACAAUUGUAAAAAAGUUGGAUUAGAUUUACCAGCAUUUUUUAAAAGGCAUGGAAUAUUCUCUAAGGGACACACAUUUUACGUUUAAUUUAAGCACUUGAAAAACAUAGUAGGACUUGUAUCUGUUGGAUCAGCUUUUUUAUUUAAAAAAGUUCCAAUUAUGAAUGUAUGGAUGUUAUUUUUAUAUUUCUAUUAACAGUUGUCCUAUUGUGAUUUUACAGAACAGUAAUGUAAUAAUCCGCUAAUUUAUACGCUGUAAAGCAGGUGUUGGUCUAAUCUAAUACCUCUACAAUUAGAUCUGUCCAAUUUGUAGAGAGAAUUUGUUUCUGUUCCAAGUUGCCUUGUCUGUUCAUCUCUCCCAUAUAUGCGGCACACUUAGCUCACAUGUUUGGACGGCCUGGCAGCAGCCUCGGGCAAUACUGUUAGGUACCCAGAAGCUAGUGGUUUGGAGGAGAGACCAGCACCGCUCAUCAAAUUACAGAAGAAAGUGCGAGCCCUAUCAAAGGCUGCUUUGUCAGAAGAUGAGGUGUCCCCAGCCUAUGGGGCUUUACAAGAUGUGCAGUACCACCCAAAUUAGUCGCUCAAAGUAGCAUAGCACGGCACCAUCUAAGCACAGGUUAAGGACGGCGAUCCCACCCUGAGCAUAGCAAACAAAAAAACUACGAAACUUUUUUUUAUUUUACCAGGUAAGGCCCACUCAGCUGCAUAGCUCUCAGUGGAACUUACCUGGCCUUUCAGAAGCCACCUGGCCACAAAUGAUGGCCCAAUGGAGAAGUGGCUUGUCACGUGGACAUUUAUAGCAGCCAGAUACUCUUAAACGCAUGUUUCUAAAUGCGGAGGGGAAAACCCGAAGGACCCGGAGAAAAAUCCACGCGACCACGGGGAGAAUAUGCAAACUCCAAACAUACAGGCCUGUGUAGGUUCUUCAAGCCUCGAGUGCUAAAUCCCACAAAGAUGAAUAAUGAUUGGAGGAAAACCUUGCGCUACGCAAGAUGUGAGUUUAAGUAAACGUAAAACCAAUUCGGAUUGUAGCAAAGGAAGGAGAUGCAAGGAGAAAGUGUGAAGAUAAGAUGCGUAUGGAGGGCAUGCUGAUGUCUGAGGCAUAGAAACGUUUCUAGAAAGAAUUGUCUGGAAACAUCCGAAAACACAAUUAAAAUAUAAAGAUCGUAAAUCAUUGAUUCUUGAAGUGUUUUAUUUCAAUAUAUGCAUUAUGAUUGUAAGGAUGAAUCUUAAUCGAUGCAUUCAACUUCAUGUUAUUCCCUUGGCAGCCGAGGUACCAAACAUUAAUUGUAUUUAGUGUACAGUGGUUUUUAAAAGUUACAUGUAAUUGAUUUUUAAUUACAGAUGACUGAACAAAACUCUGUUUGAUGCUGCAUUGCUAAAGAGGUAGUAACUGGGUGACACGGAGCUCUGAGCCGACCUUUAAUCUGAAAUUCCACCGAUGUGGUGGAGUUGUUCCCAGUCUGGUCUCCAUCGACUCGAGUGACAUUUAUCUUGUCUGUCUAGCUAUUAUCCGAUAUUCCUAUGGUAAAGAGGAAUGACUUGGAAGUGGUGGCAAAUUCAUAAUUGCAUCAAUUUUUAUCCACUCGGAUAAAAGGAGUAAUUCACUUAUGAACGUGGAUAAUAGGAUGAACCCCGAAAUGCAUUAUUUCGUGAGUGCCAAAGAUCUCACAAACUAUCUUUCUUCAAAAUGAUUUGGAACUCAUCUUUAAUUGUUUGCAUGGUUUGGGGACAGAAUAAAAACGGAGUUGCUGGUUGCGAGUGUGUAUGUAUACGUCAUCUUCUUUAAGUAAAAUUGAGAUAAUUUGAGGGAUGUUCAAGAACGAACUUGAUAACCCACACAUGUUUUGUAGAUAAAUCUCACUGGCUUUGUUGGAACACUUGUGACCUGCUUUUAAUAUUUUUUCGUUUCAUGAUCUCCCUACAAAUGGCCGUACAAUAAACUUAACACUCCCCUUUUUAAGCCACCUAAUUCAUAUACUCUCAACAAAAGCUUGCUGCUUUUUGGACAAAGUGGAAUGUGUGGGUUAUAAAGUGUUUUGUUUUAUUUUCCCCAGCAUUCUAAGAAUAGAAAAAAAUCUGCAUCUGCCAAGAGCUGUCUUAAUAUCUGAAUGUCUCACGUUGUGCAUUACACUGGUUAUUUUAUUUCUGAAUACGGUUUUUAAUGUUGUGUUUUCCAUCGUGAUAGAACUGUAAUUGUACAAAAGACCUAAUGUGUACGCCUAGCUAGCUCUUAAUGUCGACUUGUUUUUAAUAAAGGAUAUUCAAAAAGA
This is a messenger RNA of Lethenteron reissneri (Far Eastern brook lamprey), 6485 nucleotides long. RefSeq names its product rho guanine nucleotide exchange factor 19-like. The record is from RefSeq and is a predicted model, not a curated record. Gene Ontology annotation, biological process: activation of GTPase activity; regulation of actin cytoskeleton organization. Gene Ontology annotation, molecular function: guanyl-nucleotide exchange factor activity; protein binding. NCBI's taxonomy places the organism in Eukaryota, Metazoa, Chordata, Hyperoartia, Petromyzontiformes, Petromyzontidae.